AAUGUUUUUUAUUUGUGAAAAAAAUAUUGAACAGUGUAAAGUUUUGUAAGAAUUGUUAAAAAUUAAAUUAUUCUGAAUUGAAAAUCAAAAAAAAUGUCAGAAUCCUCUCAUAUGGAAGCACCACCGUCGGUGCGAUUGACAAAUGAUGAUUUUCGAAAACUGUUAGCAACUCCAAGAGCACCAGCAUCUGGCUCGGCCACCUCAUUGGCAACAGCAACUUUUGCCACCCCAGGUACACCUGCAUCUGCCGAAAAGAAGAAAACUCCAAACGCAGCAGCUGGUAGCAGUAGUGAACGUGGUGAUUUGAGACGUAAGAAGAAAAAUUUUUACGCAGCCCUUAAGAAACAAGAGGACAAUAAGUUGCAAGAAUUGUCGGAGAAGUACAGAGAUCGUGCCCGCGAAAGAAGAGAUGGUGCGAAUCCGGAUUAUCAAAAUGUUAGUACACCUGGUCAUGGCAACACAAAUGCGUACCGAGCUGUUGCUCCGGACAUGAAGUCGGGCAUUGAUGCAGCCGAAAGAAGAAGACGUAUUAUACAGGAAUCCAAGUUUUUGGGUGGUGAUAUGGAGCAUACUCAUUUGGUAAAGGGUCUGGAUUAUGCCCUUUUGCAAAAAGUUCGUUCAGAAUUAACGGUAAAAGAACUGGAAGAACGUGAAAUGGCUGCUGCAGCAGCGGCCUCAGAGAAAAUGGCUGAAGCUCAGGCAGCUGCUGAGAGACUGGAACAAGAACGUAGAGAAGCUGAAGAUAGUAUGGCUGUAAAGGGACCAAUGGCACGUAAUAUAUUUAAUAUUAUACAAGCCAGACGUUCAAAAGAAAUACAACGCAUUGAGUUAUUUGCUCCUGGAAGAAUGGCUUAUGUUAUCGACUUGGAAGAUGAUACUGGAGAAACUGAUAUUCCAACUACAUUGAUACGUUCGAAAUAUGAGGUUCCUCUAAAUAGGGAAGAUGCGGCUACAUUGACAACAAACGAUAUUGUAAUCAAUAAAUUAUCUCAAAUUUUGUCUUAUUUAAGAGCCGGUGGACGUAAUAAGAAAAAUAAGAAACGUGAUAAAGAUAAGCCUUUAUUCCAUGAACGCGAUAUAGAUCAAUUACAUUCUUCGGCAAUGUCAUCCUCUAAAUCUGCGCUUAAACAAGCAACAAACGAUUCCAUAUAUGAUGACAUUGGUGAUUAUCAAGCACCCAGCAAAAAUGAUUCCAAGUCAAAAUCAGACAAAUAUGGCCAUUCGUCCUCAUCAUCAUCGUCUAAACCUACCAGCUCUUCCUACUUUGGGGAUACCAACAAGCAGUCCGAUGAAGUUGAGCCUAUUAUUACCAAUAUACCACCUCCACCCAAAAUUAAUAAAGCGAUUGUGUCACGCUUUGCAAAUGAACCUGAAGGCUAUGCUGAAUGUUAUCCUGGUCUUGAGGAAAUGAAUGAUGCCAUAGAUGACUCCGAUGAUGAGGUGGAUUAUACAAAAAUGGAUUUGGGCAAUAAAAAGGGUCCUAUAGGUCGUUGGGAUUUCGAUACCCAAGAAGAAUACUCUGAUUAUAUGAGCACCAAAGAAGCUUUACCAAAAGCUGCCUUUCAAUAUGGUGUUAAAAUGCAGGAUGGCCGUAAAACGCGUAAAAACAAAACCGAGAAAAGUGAAAAAGCCGAGUUGGAUAGAGAAUGGCAAAAAAUUCAGGGCAUUAUACAAAAACGUAAAUCUAAAACUUCAUCCGAUGAACCAGAUUACAAACAAGCAAAAUAUUAAUUUAAUUUUCUUAAAAAUAAUUUUCAAUUCAAUUAACUACAUCAUAAUCAUCUUUAAAAAUUAUUCAUCAUUUUACCCCAUUUCCCAAAAAUACAAAGUGAGUAUAUUCAUCA
This is a messenger RNA of Calliphora vicina (urban bluebottle blowfly), 1844 nucleotides long. RefSeq names its product IC cytokine homolog beag (gene beag). The transcript is spliced from 2 exons. The record is from RefSeq and is a predicted model, not a curated record. The coding region runs from base 94 to 1731 and encodes 545 amino acids. Gene Ontology annotation, biological process: mRNA splicing, via spliceosome. Gene Ontology annotation, cellular component: nucleus. Lineage: Eukaryota; Metazoa; Arthropoda; Insecta; Diptera; Calliphoridae.